This is a messenger RNA of Exserohilum turcica Et28A, 1133 nucleotides long. RefSeq lists its product as uncharacterized. The transcript has 2 exons. The record is from RefSeq and is a predicted model, not a curated record. Gene Ontology annotation, biological process: vesicle fusion; intracellular protein transport; Golgi to vacuole transport. Bases 124 to 942 code for a protein of 272 amino acids. Gene Ontology annotation, cellular component: endomembrane system; SNARE complex; membrane. Lineage: Eukaryota; Fungi; Ascomycota; Dothideomycetes; Pleosporales; Pleosporaceae. Gene Ontology annotation, molecular function: SNARE binding; SNAP receptor activity.
CCCAACCUCCAGGCACCGGCGAUUGCAUCUCUACCACCAGCUCUCGCAACCAUCUACCUGACCGCUUGCCCCUAGGCGCCGUUUACGUUUUGUGCAGCCCUGUGCGCCUCCCCUUCCAGCAGCAUGUCGUUUCAACGCUCCAGCGCCCUCGAAUCGCAGCCGACGACAUGGCGGCGGGAAGACGAUGCAGCGUAUGCCGACGACCCCGAGUUCCGCGACUUUGCCGACAAGCUCUCCGACGAUCUCUUUGCCCUCACUCGCAAUGUCGCUCGUCUGUCGCAAGAGACAGCCAAACUGGGAACGAAACAUGAGACGCCCCGUGUGCGCGAGCGCGUCAAGACGACGGUGGAGGAAACAUCGGACAAGUUCAAGGAGCUUGGCGAGAACCUCAAGAAGAUUGUGACAUGGCCCGAUGUCGGGCCCUCGCAGAAGUUUACCCAGUCGAAGCUGCAGCGCGAGUUCCGAGCCUCGCUCGCCGAGUUCCAGCAACUCCAGAAGCAGGCGCUGGAGAAGGAGAAGCAGUCGGCACAGGCGGCACGCACAGCCCUGCAGGAUGCAUCAUCGCCAAGCGAAGAGCGGGGAGACUUUGGGGGGCAUCAGCAGCAGGAGCAGGAGCAGCUGCGCUUGGCAAACCAGGAUGAGGUCGACUUCCAGGAAUCCCUCAUCAUUGAGCGCGAGUCGGAGAUUCGCAACAUCGAGCAGUCCGUCGGCGAGCUCAACGAGCUGUUCCGCGACGUCGCGCACAUGGUCCACGAGCAGGGCGCCCAACUCGACAUCAUCGAAGAGAAUGUCGAGGUCACACACGAUGCGUCGCGGGGCGCGCAUAUAAAUCUCAAGCAGGCCAGCAACUACCAGAAGAGCGCCAGGAGUACGGCGUGCAUUCUAUUGCUUAUCCUGGCCAUUGUCCUGGUCAUCAUCAUUCUUGCUGUCGUCUUGGACUAAGACGAUGCACGCAGCAUCUCUAUAAACGAUCGUUUCCUUGUGUGUCUUUGGAGGCGUUGAAUUGUAUGAUUGGAAGAAAUCUGAUACCACGGCGUAACGUUAGCAUUAUCGUUUGCAGAUAUCCGUGGUCUGGCAGGGUUGCGCUAUAUCGGCUGUACAGUUUAACCACCUAAUUACAACGUUGCAUUUUU